UUUUCUAUGUUAUCAUCUCAACAGAUAAAGAAAUUGUCUACAUUCAGGAAAGUAGACAAGUAGAUUGAUUAUUGAUGAAGAUUCAUAAUUCAAAGAUCAGAAAAUUAAUUUUGAAAGCAAAUAACGUUUAUCGUCUUGGAAAUUUCCAGUGACUUAACUGCUGAUGAACAUUUUUAUGAAUUUUCUAUUUAUCAAUUUAUAAUUCGUGGGAAGAUCAAUGAGGUUUGAUCCCCCCAAGUGUGCAAUCAUGUAUUAAAGUUCUGGAAUCAUCAAAUCAAGUUGAGCGUAAUUCUCCGAAUAAUUAAUCUAAAUUCGAUAAAAUCAAUUGAAUAACAUGAGAGUCCUCUCUCCUCCGAAAUAUUCCCCUCCAUCCCCUAAUCCAUUGAUCCCUCCUCUCGGCAAAAUCCCCCCAAACCAUCACCGCGCUACAAUUUCGAAACUCCAACGAACACAUAAUCUCCAUCGAAUCCUCGAGAGCAGAAAAAUCAUCAGAUUUAUCGUAACCACGACUGCAUCCCAAUCGGUGUCAGCGAUCGUUUUCAAUGCUCCUCAGGAUGCAUGAGGAACUUGUACCCGUGGGGAUGCACCAUAUAAAGCGAAUGGCAGGGCCGGAUCCCUGCAGAAUCUACUCGCAAGAGCGAUCGAGGAGAUCCCGUCUGACGCAAAAAGUUAUCCAUAAAAGUGAAAUUGCGUUAAUCAAACAUCUCCGGAUUAAAUCGUGAGAUGUCCGGGCUGACUGGAGUGACCCUUGUCCUCAUGGUGACUCUGAUUGCCUCAUCCGUGUCUUCAGAUUCGGUGCAACAUCGACCCCCCGAGCAGCCCUUCGACGGGGAUCGUCAAUCGCCAGCCGACCCCUACGAUCAUCCAAUUGACUUGCACGACCAAUUACAAAGUUUGAUGUACAUCAACCAAGAACAAAGCACUGAUGACGCUCCUCCGCACAACAGCUGGAGUGCCCUAGUUCCCGGAACACCGGGCACUGAUUACCCGAAUCUCAAUAAAAUUCCAGAGACUUCAUUUUCCUGCACUGAUAAAACACCUGGGGGAUAUUACGCCGACGUUGAGACUGGUUGCCAGGUCUUCCACAUAUGCAAUAUUGGUGGCUCCAAGAGUUCAUUCCUAUGCCCGGAGGGUAGUAUUUUCAAUCAACGUCACUUCGUCUGCGACUGGUGGUACAGUUUCCAGUGCGACGAGGCUGUAUCCCUCUACCCCGAGACUAAUCCCGAGACUGAUGAUGCAGAAUCCGUCGAUUCACUGGAGUUCGAAUCGAUGGAUAAUUACGAACCAGUUGGAUUUCGUAAUGAUUCACCCAAGCAUUUGACGUCGGCAAGCAGUGGCGAGGGUGGGUCCAGGUACACCCAGGAGAUAUUGCCAAAGGACAAUCAACGUGAGCCACUUAGCUAUGAACAAAGGAACUUGGAUCAUCAUAACGAGAAACUCGAUCGAAAAUCGAGGGGAAAUUAUCGCAAUGAGGAUAAAUUUCGUCAGCAUCCAUUGACAAAUAGCGUGAAUGCGCGAGUGGGUGAUAAAAAUUUUGAAGAUGUAGACGACCGAAAGGACGUGGAGGGUGGGCUGAAGAGGGACAGGGGGGAGGAUUUCUGGGGCACAGCACCGAGGGGUUUCUCUUUCAGUGGAGGAACUCGGAGGAAUGCACAGGGGAGGGCGAGCCACAUUCCCAGAGCUUUGGAUAACUAUUCGGAUUUCCGGGAGGGAGGGGAGAGGAAUUCGAGGCAGGAGGAAGUCAGAUUCGUACCGGCUUUGUAAUGAGAGAGGGAACGGGUUGAUUUGUUAAUUUUAUUAAUUAUUGGAAUUUUAUCAGAUUUGUUAGGCGUCAAGUGUUUGUUAGAAAACAAAUUCUAUUCAACUUGCUCUUUAAUAGAGGAUAGAUUUAUAUUAGUUAAUUAUGCACUCUAUCAUUGAACUCUAGGAAUUGAUCAAUUGUCAGGGGUAAAAAGUGCAAAGUUCUAAUUGUGAGUAACAACACCAUAAUUUCGCAGUUAACUUACUGAUAGGAAAUAAUUUAAUUGGAAUUUUACUCAGUAACCAGCACCUCGAUAAAUGAAUUCCCGUUUGAAAAGUCUCGAACAUAAUGAAUGUGGGAAAAAUAGCUGAGAGAUGACGCCCGAAUGAUUAAUAUACACUCACGUCGACAGACUAAUCCAAGCAGAACUAGGCGUGAUGAGCCGGGAUACCUGUCCCCAUGUUGGGAGAGAGGAUCAUUAAAAGGGUAUUACAAGAAUUACCGAGUGAAAAUUAUUAUUACGUGGGACAAUAAUGCUCGAGUGAACACCUGAGAUUCAGAUUCGUAUGUGAUGUCAGGAUGAUUAAAAAUUCAUCCCUGAAUAAGACAUUAAUUGAUGUCUUUUUUCUCAUCAAUUAAUUACCAUAAAGUAACAAAAAUCACUAACAAAUCACUUGCUUACUCAAAUAAAAUGAAAAAAAUUGUCUCCCAAAGACUUUCAUAGCAAAUAUUCUCCAGAGAACUUAUAAAGUCGUCUCGAGAGAAAUUUGCAUUUCAAAGACCUUUUUGGGACUUCAAAAAGCUCUUUAGAAUAAAGUCUGGAAGAUUCUCCAAAGACCGAUAUUUUUCAGCAUGAAAACAAAUUGCUGAAUUUUUAUCUCCAUGUUGUGAAUACCCCUCGAAUAAUUCUCCCCUGAAUAAAAUGAAAGGAUUGCAGCUCGCGAAUAAAUAAAUUUCGUAAAUAAA
Diachasmimorpha longicaudata is the source of this 2707-nucleotide messenger RNA. RefSeq lists its product as uncharacterized. The transcript is spliced from 3 exons. The coding region runs from base 724 to 1764 and encodes 346 amino acids. Lineage: Eukaryota; Metazoa; Arthropoda; Insecta; Hymenoptera; Braconidae. The record is from RefSeq and is a predicted model, not a curated record. Gene Ontology annotation, cellular component: extracellular region. Gene Ontology annotation, molecular function: chitin binding.